UCUGUUUCUAUUGCGUCCUCUUCUUUCUUUCUUUCUUUCUUUCUUUGUUCCUUUCUUGCUGUGCUGCUAACUCCUCCUUCAUCUCCUCCAUUCCAUGCCGUCUCGUCUCGUCUCGCGAAGGGUAGCCUGGUACCAACCAGUGGGAGAGAGGGAGUCUCACCGUCAUUAUCAUCCCCCCGCCCCUUCUUUCCCCCUGAGUAGUUCAUGUCAAUCUGCCUGGCGCACACCAAUCAAACAUUCUCUGAACUGCCUUCCUUCUCCGCAUCUCGUCACCGAGCCAAACAGCGUCAUUGCGAUCAAAGCAUUGAUUGUCCUCUCAGGCCCAUUCCAUUGCUUCCAUCAUGGACGCCGCUGCACUGGCUCCCCCUCCUGUUGGUGGAAAUGCAGGCCCUGAUUCAUCUCCGCCACGCUCCCCUGCACUGAAACCCUGGGAUCAGCACGGCGGUGUCAUCAACAUGCCCCGCUACCUCUAUUCCUCCGACGCGGUCCCCCUCCUUCAUCGUUCGGGCUUCCUCAUCACGUGUGCCUAUCGACGCGAGAAAAGUGCCACGAAGGAGGCGGUGGAGAUUCUUCGUGAGUUUCUCGAUUUUACCAAACCUAACGGAGGUGCGAAACGUGCGAGAACUGAAUCGUAUUCGGGCUCGACACAACAGAACUCGCUAGGGUUAACCAAGAUUGAAGCGCAGUUACGCUCUCCAGAAGAGAGAGAUACCAAGGUUGCUGAAGUGGAAAGACAAUCUUCAUCAACGGGGAUUACGGGAAAAUUGGAUGGCUCAAAUACAGAUGAGGGAUCUCCAACUGCUAUGGAAAAGAAUGGAUUUGGAAUGGACCAUGCUGAAACUUUUACGUUGAGCGACAGGGAUACUGGAUUAGGUUGCAGCUCAGCUCCUGAUAUGAAAGGAGAGUUUCGUUUAGUGAAGCUUGCAAGGAAUGGUAUGGUCUACAUAUCAAUUCCUUGCCGCUCAGCUGAAGACCUUUUCACGUCCUUCAUCAAAAUAAUCAAUGAUUUUCACUCAAGAACAAGAGCCGCACCCAGAUGGUGUCAUCGAAUAUUUCCUGCACAGGUCACCUGCCUUUGGACCAAGGAGGAUGUGCAGAGUAAUGUAAUUACUUUGGUGAAGACCUUUAUUAAGGGGCGUGAUAUUUCUAGCAGCAGUCCACUAAAGUAUGCAGUUGCCGUCAACAAACGAGGAUUAGAAGAUAAAGAGAAACCUGGGGUAACUACAGCAUCAGUAUUUGGAAAGCCCGAAUGUAUUCACGCGGUAGCAGAAGCUAUUCAAAGUCUUACAGAAUACAUAUCUGUGGACUUAACGAACCCUCAGAUGGUGGUUAUGCUUGAAUUACUUCCACUAGUACGCGUGGGGACAUCUGUUUGUGCAGUAUCUGUUCUUCCGCGAGAGCUUGUACUUACAAAACCGAAGUUGGUGAUUCAAGCCUUGGCACCUCCCAAGAAGCAGAAGAAGUGAAAUUAGUUCACGAAAGGAACAGAACAAAUUUUUUUAGUGUGCCUGAACUGCUUUAAUGCUCUGUUUUCUGAUUGAUCAGUGACCAGUCGAUCGCUUAUUUACCAAGUUUGCUGGUUUUUGAAAUCCAUAUUUAAAUUGUAAACGGUCACGUCCAAUGACCGUUUCAGAACCUUCACAUCGUCUGCAAAUUCAGCCUUAGAAUCUGUUCAUUUCACUUCGUCAGAAACAUGUUAGACUCUGCAACACUUCCACCUACAACGAAUAUUUUGUGGUGAAUGCGUUAUUGAGUAUCUCCUGCCAUGUCGCCAUGGCAGUAUGUGGUCGUCAACGGUUCUAGGUUUGUCUUGGAGUUCUAGAAUGAGCUCUUUAUGAUGGGCGUUUACGGUGAAUUUAUUCGGCCUCAUGUACUGUAAGGGUCAUGUGAUUCCUUAAUUUAACUCUGGAAUUAUGCACA
This is a messenger RNA of Physcomitrium patens, 1920 nucleotides long. RefSeq lists its product as uncharacterized. The record is from RefSeq and is a predicted model, not a curated record. Gene Ontology annotation, molecular function: RNA binding. Gene Ontology annotation, biological process: tRNA modification. Lineage: Eukaryota; Viridiplantae; Streptophyta; Bryopsida; Funariales; Funariaceae.